Molecule: messenger RNA, 3180 nt
Organism: Cyphellophora attinorum
Lineage: Eukaryota; Fungi; Ascomycota; Eurotiomycetes; Chaetothyriales; Cyphellophoraceae
Product: putative importin
Exons: 1
Coding region: 1-3180 (1059 amino acids)
Biological process (GO): protein import into nucleus
Cellular component (GO): cytosol; nuclear envelope
Molecular function (GO): small GTPase binding
Source: RefSeq, a predicted model, not a curated record
AUGGACCUCCGUAGCACGAUCGAAUCUACCCUCUCCGCAGACGCCAAUGUGCGAUCCCAGGCCGAGACUGCCCUCAAGACCGCCGAACAGCACCAGGGCUUCACGACAGCCUUGCUCGACAUACUCCAGGCCGAGGAAAACACUGCGAUACGGUUGUCCACCGCAAUCUACCUGAAGAACAGGAUAUCGCGAGGAUGGCCCACCGAGAACCCAUUACACACCCCCAUACCAGACGCCGAAAGGAAACCCCUUCGAGACCGCCUCCUACCAGUGCUUGCGUCAACGCCUUCGCAGAUACGAGCCCAGCUGGUGCCAGCACUACAAACCAUCCUCCACCACGACUUCCCGACAAAAUGGCCAGAAUACAUCAACAUCACGAUACAGUUGAUGGAUGCGCAAGAUGCCACUUCGGUCUUCGCGGGAUUGCAGUGUUUGUUGGCAGUAUGCCGGACAUACCGGUUCAAGGCUGGUGAGAACGAGAGGACAACACUUGAUCAAGUGGUUCAGGCGUCAUUUCCCCGCGUUCUGGGUAUUGGCAACAGAUUGGUGGACGAGGCCAACCCCGAAGCGGGUGAGAUGUUGCGGUUAGUCGUCAAAUGCUACAAGCACGCCAUCUACUAUGAACUACCGACGCCGCUCCGCGAGCAUCAGACGACGGUAGACUGGUGUACCCUUUUCUUGCGAAUCAUCUCCCACGAUGCACCUGCGUAUGCGCAGCUCGAGGAAGUCGACGAAAGGGAACAAAGCCCAUGGUGGAAGACGAAGAAGUGGUGCUAUGCCAACCUGAAUCGGUUGUAUGUGCGGUACGGCAAUCCAACGACACUUUCGACUACGCAAGCAAAGGAGUUCGGAGACUUCCCCCAAAACUUCAUUACACACUUUGCUCCGGAAAUAUUGAAGGGCUACCUGGGCCAGAUCGAGAAGUGGGUAGGCGGCAACCACUGGUUGAGCAAGCCAUCGCUGUCAUAUACUCUCAUAUUUCUGGAAGAAUGCGUCAAGCCUAAAUCGAUGUGGGAUAUGCUCAAGCCUCAUAUGGACAAUCUCAUCAAGCACUUGAUCUUUCCAGUCCUGUGCUUGACAGAAGAGGACAUCGAAACCUUCACUGACGACCCGGCCGAAUAUCUACAUCGCAAACUCAAUUAUUACGAAGAAGUCUCGGCGCCCGACAUUGCAGCAAUCAAUUUUCUAAUCGCACUCACGAAAAAUAGGAAGCAGCAAACUUACGGGAUCCUGUCUUAUGUCAAUGAAGUUGUCACCAAAUACGAGUCUGCGCCUGAAGACCAGAAGCAGGCAGUAGAGAAGGAAGGCGCACUACGCAUGAUCGGCUCGCUUGCCUCCGUCAUCCUGGGCAAGAAGAGCCCCAUCGCUGACCAAGUUGAAUACUUCUUCGUUCGACAUGUGUUCCCAGAAUUCCGAUCACGCCACGGUUUCCUGCGAGCUCGUGCGUGUGAAACAAUGGAGAAGUUCGAUCAACUCGACUUCAAGGAUCCCAAUAACCUCAUGGUCAUUUACCGCAACAUGCUCGAGUCCAUGGCCGACACUGAGCUGCCGGUCAGAGUACAGGCCUCUCUGGCACUACAGCCGCUGAUCAGACAUGAUGUGAUCAGAACUGCCAUGCAACAAAAUAUCCCACAAAUCAUGCAUCAGCUUCUGAAGCUAGCAAACGAGGUCGAUGUGGAUGCUUUGUCAAAUGUGAUGGAGGAUUUCGUCGAAGUGUUCUCGGAACAGCUUACUCCUUUUGCGGUCGCACUCUGUGAGCAGCUACGCGAUACAUACCUCCGCAUAAUACGAGAACUACUGGACAAGAACGACGCCAAAGCACAGACAAAUGGCGACGCUCCAGAAUAUGGAGAAUAUCUCGACGACAAGUCAAUCGCUGCACUCGGCGUUCUGCAGACUAUCGGCACUCUCAUCUUGACAUUAGAGGCUACACCAGAUGUACUUCUCCAUCUUGAAACCAUCUUGAUGCCGGUCAUCACGAUUACGCUGGAGAACAAGCUCUUCGAUCUGUUCAACGAGGUCUUUGAGAUCGUCGAUUCGUGUACCUUUGCAUCCAAGUCUAUCUCCGACACCAUGUGGCAAGCUUUCGAGCUUAUGCACAAGACAUUUAGAGAUGGUGCCGAGCUCUACCUCGAAGACAUGCUUCCAGCCCUGGACAACUUUGUUGCAUAUGGCUCAGACAAACUGGUGCAGCAUCCGCCAUAUUUGCAGGCGUUGGCGGGUAUGGUUCGGGACAUCUUUCAGGAUCAGAAGGUCGGCAGUGUAGACCGUAUCUGCGGCUGCAAGCUGGCAGAGGCUCUGAUGCUGAAUCUCCGUGGUCGAGGCCCACUCGAUACAUAUAUUGAGACCUUCACGAGCCUUGCCAUGGAGACUCUUGCCAAUCCUGCCCUGAAGGCGAACAUGGUCAAGUCAUACAGACUGCAUCUGCUAGAGAUGGUCAUCAACGCCAUCUAUUACAACCCUCUACUCGCACUACAAAUUUUGGAGACCCAUAAUUGGACGAACAAGUUUUUCUCAAUAUGGUUUGGCAGCAUUGACACCUUCAGAAGAGUGCAUGACAAGAAGCUCUGCAUUGCUGCAAUUUCUGCUCUGCUUCCCAUUCCAGCGGAACAGGUUCCACAAACAGUUCAGACCGGCUGGCCGCGGCUGCUUCAGGGUGUUACAUACCUUUUCAAAACACUUCCUGCAGCGGUCAAGUCUCGCGAAGAGACAAUGCGUGCUAAUGAUGGGGCGGAUCCCGAUGAUGACUAUCCCUCUAGCGAGGAUCCAGAUGAAUGGAAUGAUGAGCCAGCCGGCGCUCAGGACGCCUCGGAAUGGGGCAAUGUCGAGUCAGCCACCCUACCUGACACAAAGGGCGACAUUAAGGACGAAUCGCAAGCUUAUCUGGACUUCUUGUCUGAAGAAGCCAAGAAGUUCAGCUCGUUAGUGGAGGAGGAUGAGGAAAGCAUCAUGGAAGACGACAGUGUUCUAGAGAGUCCUUUGGAUAAGUUCGAUCCGUACGGCGCUUUCAAGUUGUCGAUUGAGCGGUUACAGCGUGAGCAGCCACCCCUCUAUUCGUCGCUGAUGAGCACGGUGCCUGUAGAGGAUCAGAACUUCCUCAACCAAGUUGUGCAACAUGCCACACAGCAGCAAAACACUCAAGCUGCCGCGGCUGCGGUCGCCGACAAGCCAACAACAUGA